Messenger RNA from Cicer arietinum (chickpea), 2178 nucleotides. Its product is annotated as glucose-6-phosphate 1-dehydrogenase, cytoplasmic isoform. Gene Ontology annotation, biological process: glucose metabolic process; pentose-phosphate shunt, oxidative branch. The record is from RefSeq and is a predicted model, not a curated record. Lineage: Eukaryota; Viridiplantae; Streptophyta; Magnoliopsida; Fabales; Fabaceae. Gene Ontology annotation, molecular function: glucose-6-phosphate dehydrogenase activity; NADP binding. Gene Ontology annotation, cellular component: cytosol.
GCAAAAGUUUUUAAAACAACAUCUUACAAAAUAGUCUACUAAAUAAAUUUUAUCCUUUUAUAAUUUCAAUUAAAAAGGAAAAAAACUGUUUGACUAAAUCUCAAAUUUUUAUUUUAUUUUAUUUUGAGGAAUGAGAAUGAACAAUAUAUAAGAGAAAGAGAACAAAAAGUGAGUCAAUCAAAUGGUUAUUUUUUACAAAAGAAAUGCGUGAGCAUGGCAUCGCUGACCGGUAAGCUGACAAGUGACAACAAUUGAAUUGACUAAGGAGAGGAAGGGAGUUGGUGAUUGAAGAUAGCUAGCUACAUCACAACUAACAACUUGUCUUAAGUACUACCAAAACUAACUCUGCACAAACAACUAAACCAGAUAGUAGAUAGUUCACAGAAGCAAUAUAUUGCUGAGUAGUACUGCUAGAGAAUGGGAACAAGUGAAUGGCAUAUUGAAAAAAGAGAUAGCUUUGGUACUGAAUCUCCUUUAGCAAGAGAGGUACUUGAAACUGGGACACUCUCUAUUGUUGUGCUUGGGGCUUCUGGUGAUCUUGCUAAGAAGAAGACAUUUCCUGCCCUUUUCCACCUAUAUAAACAGGGACUAUUGCCAUCUGAUGAAGUUCAUAUUUUUGGCUAUGCAAGGACAAAGAUAUCUGAUGAUGAAUUGAGAAACAGAUUGCGCAGCUAUCUUGUUCCUGAGAAAGGUGCUUCCCCCAAUCAGUUAAACGAUGUAUCGAAGUUUUUACAAUUGAUUAAAUAUGUUAGUGGUUCUUAUGAUUCUGAGGAUGGCUUUCGAUUGUUGGAUAAAGAGAUUUCGGAGCAUGAAUAUUUGAAAAAUAGUAAAGAGGGUUCAUCUCGGAGGCUUUUCUAUCUUGCACUUCCACCCUCAGUGUAUCCAUCUGUUUGCAAGAUGAUCAAGACUUGUUGCAUGAAUAAAUCUGAGCUUGGUGGAUGGACACGUGUUGUUGUUGAGAAACCGUUUGGUAGGGAUUUACAAUCUGCAGAAGAACUCAGUACUCAGAUUGGAGAAUUGUUUGAGGAACCACAAAUUUAUCGUAUCGAUCACUACUUGGGAAAGGAACUAGUGCAGAACAUGUUAGUACUUCGUUUUGCAAAUCGUUUCUUCUUGCCUCUUUGGAACCGCGACAACAUUGACAAUGUGCAGAUUGUCUUUAGAGAGGAUUUUGGAACUGAAGGCCGCGGUGGAUAUUUUGACCAAUAUGGAAUUAUUCGAGAUAUUAUUCAAAACCAUCUAUUGCAGGUUCUUUGUUUGAUUGCUAUGGAAAAACCCAUUUCUCUCAAGCCUGAGCAUAUUCGGGACGAGAAAGUAAAGGUUCUCGAGUCAGUACUCCCUAUUAGAGAUGAUGAGGUUGUUCUUGGACAAUAUGAAGGCUAUAGAGAUGAUCCAACUGUACCUGACCAGUCAAACACUCCAACUUUUGCAACUGCAAUCCUGAGGAUACACAAUGAAAGAUGGGAAGGUGUUCCUUUCAUUAUGAAAGCAGGAAAGGCCCUAAAUUCUAGGAAGGCGGAGAUUCGGGUUCAAUUCAAGGAUGUUCCUGGUGAUAUUUUCAGGAGUAAAAAACAAGGGAGAAAUGAGUUUGUUAUCCGCCUACAACCCUUUGAAGCUAUUUACAUGAAGCUUACGGUCAAGCAACCUGGCCUCGAGAUGUCGGCAGUUCAAAGUGAACUAGACUUGUCAUAUGGGCAACGAUAUCAAGGAAUAACCAUUCCUGAGGCUUACGAGCGUCUAAUUCUUGACACAAUUAGAGGCGAUCAGCAACAUUUUGUUCGCAGAGACGAAUUGAAGGCAUCAUGGAAGAUCUUCACCCCACUUUUACACAAAAUUGAUAGAGGGGAGUUGAAUCCAAUACCUUACAAGGCAGGAAGUAGAGGUCCUGCAGAAGCAGAUGAGUUAUUGGAAAAAGCUGGAUAUGUUCAAACACAUGGUUAUAUUUGGAUUCCUCCUACUUUAUAAAAGUAAUAAUUAACAUUAUGAGGAUUCUGAUCACUACCUUAUAAAUAAUAAAGUAUGCAAUAAGCUUGAGGAAUUAAUUUCCCUUGUAAUCUCUUUUUGUUAGCAUAUUAAUUAUAUCAAGCAUUUAUUAAGCUUGUGUUUAACUCGGUUUGUGUAAUAAAUUUGAUUAUGAAUGCAAAUCAAUGGGAAAUGUUCAUGUUAUUUUUUUAUGAA